Salvia miltiorrhiza (redroot sage) is the source of this 1231-nucleotide messenger RNA. RefSeq names its product cell number regulator 8. The record is from RefSeq and is a predicted model, not a curated record. Bases 304 to 996 code for a protein of 230 amino acids. Lineage: Eukaryota; Viridiplantae; Streptophyta; Magnoliopsida; Lamiales; Lamiaceae. The transcript is spliced from 3 exons.
AUCAAACAAUCGAUUAAUACAAUCUUAAAACAUAGUAUCAAAAUAUUUAAGAAAUAAACAAAAUGAUGAGUUCCAAACAUGGUGCUUAAUCAGCAAUUCCUUCCCGUCUACGUAUUCCACGCGGCUAUGCUCGACGCAAACAAUAAUAUUAAAUUAUACUAAUUACGUUCUAAAUUAAUACAAACAGCUGUCGGUUGGGGAGCUGAAAUCAGAGAUCGCUCAUAAAAUUAUAAUCCCAUUUGCCAUUCUUCUUAUCCUCUGCGACUUUUUAACAGAUAUAAUUUUUUGUCAAUAUUUGCGAAAAUGGCGAAUUCAGAGGAAUCAAAUCCUCUUUUACCGAAACAAGAUGAAGCUGAGAUGAAAAAUGAGAAGAAAUCCGCCGUCCCCGUCGGCAAGAAUAUCGGAGCUCCACUCUCUGCGGCGAUCCCGGUGGGAUGGACAGCCGAUGGGCUUCCGGUGGCCGAGUCCACGAUGGAGAGGACCCAGUGGGAUUCUGGUCUCUUCUCUUGUCUUGGAAGGAAUGAUGAAUUCUGCAGUAGCGAUCUUGAAGUUUGUUUAUUGGGUAGUGUGGCUCCUUGUGUGCUUUAUGGGAGCAAUGUAGAGAGGCUUGGAUCUGCUCCUGGUACAUUUGCUAAUCACUGCUUGCCUUACACUGGUCUCUACCUAAUGGGGAAUACCUUUUUCGGCUGGAAUUGCCUUGCGCCGUGGUUCUCCUAUCCCAUCCGUACAGCCAUUCGCCGCAAGUUUAAUCUAGAGGGAAGCAGCGAGGCACUUGCAAGAUCAUGUGGGUGCUGUGGAAGCUUUGUUGAGGACGAAGUUCAGCGCGAGCAAUGUGAGACAGCGUGCGACUUUGCUACUCAUGUCUUCUGCCAUGCAUGUGCCCUUUGCCAGGAGGGGCGUGAGAUCCGUCGUAGGCUUCCACAUCCUGGCUUCAAUGCCCAACCACUCCUGGUCAUGAUUCCACCUGGGGAACAGACCAUGGGCCGUCGAGCAUAAAUGCUUUUCUGUUUCAUUUUCAUAGAAACUGUCUACUUUUAUACAAUUGUGAUGGGACCUCCUUUGUAUCUGUAUGUGAAGUGUGGUCUUUUUAGUCGCUUGUUCUGCGUAAGCCAUUUAUUGGCCGGAUGUGUGAUUUGUUGAAGUAUAAUAUACAAAGAAGUAUACUUUCUCUCUGGUUAAGUUUUUUCAUGUGUAAUUGAAAUGGGGUAUUGAGUUGGACCCUUUUCUCUUA